This is a messenger RNA of Periophthalmus magnuspinnatus, 5581 nucleotides long. Its product is annotated as sickle tail protein homolog. NCBI's taxonomy places the organism in Eukaryota, Metazoa, Chordata, Actinopteri, Gobiiformes, Gobiidae. The coding region runs from base 124 to 4026 and encodes 1300 amino acids. The record is from RefSeq and is a predicted model, not a curated record. Gene Ontology annotation, cellular component: cytoplasm. The transcript is spliced from 22 exons.
AACUUUUUGACUUGAUGAAGAUGACACGCGACACGUCUGCUGCCAGCGCCUGAAGACACGGUGAAGAGAGCCUCUAGACUGCUCCCUUGUGGAUUCUUGACAGAGGCCGACUCAGAAGAGAACAUGACUGAAGAUGACAUGUUCAGUGUGGGCUUCACCAGAGGCAGCAGGGGGCGCUCCAGCCUGCCCCUCCACCACUCCACCCCCAAAAGAGAGAGACCUCUAGGUGUGGUUUACCUGCAGUUGGGGGAGGAGACUAAGCAGGUGCAGGUGUGUUCUGACCUCUCCAACAUGGAUGCUGUCCGUGCUCUCUUUGUCCGAGCGUUUCCUCAGCAGCUCAGUCUGAGGCUCCUCCAGUCUCCUCACGCCUCCAUCUGCAUCAGAGACCAAAGCAGCCAGAGCUAUAGACAACUAGAAGACAUCAGAUCCAUCUCUCCACAGUGCUGCCUGAAGGUGUACGUUCGAGACCCAGGACUGGAGCUCAGAUCUGGACAGAGCAGCAGCACGGAGCCCCGGAUAUCCAAAGAGAUCCUGUAUGGCGGCCACACUUCUGCUCUAAAGAAUCUGCAGGGCUCCAUGUCUCCCCCUAUGGUCCGCUCCAUGCCGUCGUCGCCCUCCAGAGGUCAGGGGUCAUCCACGUUACCGCGACAACGACCCCAAGUGGCCGGGCGCAAACUCAGCUCCAACAGCAGCGCCAUCCUGGAGCGGAGAGACGUCAUGCCCGAUGAGGAGCUGUGCCCGAGCCUGGCUGUGGUGGUUCACCCGGAUGCCCUCCCACGCGCCGCGACCUCUCUGCCCCCCUCGCUGUCCUCUGUGCGGGGGGCGUCCCUGUGCAGUGCCCCUCCCUCCCUCUGUGUGGAGCUCCAGGGACCAGGGACCGGACUGCCUCGCUUCCACGCCUCCGUCAAACCUCUGCACAGCCACACGGAGGCGGCGCAGGCCAACACGCUCCACAGACCAAAGACCCGUCAGAGGUUCGGGGACUUCCCUCUGGGGCCCCUGUCUCCGCCAGGCUCUCCCCAGAGACGGAGCACUGUGGGCGGGCACAUCAUUGGAGGAGUGGGCCUGGUGUCCCCUCUGCCUCCGGACCUGAACUCACAUAACAGCAGUGUGAAUGGAGUCCCACAUGAGGCCUACAGGGGGCGCAGUCUCGGCUCUAACUCUUCUAACUCCUCCAACUCCUCUGUGUUUGUGGACCGACCUUUAACCCUAACAGACGAAGUGUUCAGGGGCCUGGGUCACAGCGGCUCCCAGAGUGAGCGCAUCUCGGUGAUGGAGGAGCAGAUUGCCAGUUUAGCCGGUCUGGUUCAUCGUGCUCUGUCUGUGGGAGCAGAGAUACCCGAGAUACAGGAGCUCUCCAGUGAGAAUGGACCACACAGCCUCCUCCUGCACAAACCAGUGAUGUCACAUGCCCCUUCAGGCCCCACCCCUCCACGCUGCCUCUCUGGUGACACCCUCCAACACAAACUGACUCUGACCAAACAGUCUGUGUGUGACCUGAGGCUGCAGCUGGAGCAACUGCGCCACCAACAGCUCUGUCAGCAGGCCGCGGUGCAUUCCAUGCUCAAGGCCAUGGGGCAGGAGCUCCUGGGCUUCAUGAGGCAGAAGCUCCUCCAGGGUCAGGAAAACUUCUAUGGACCACGAGCCGAGGUGGAGAGAGGGAGGAGAGAGUACGUGAAGAACCAGGAACAGAUACUACACCAGCUCAGUGAUCUGGAGGAGUUUGUGGGUGGUCUGCAGAGGUCGGUUCACUCUGGUCCAGGAGCAGUGAGCCUCGGUGAUGUGGAGCUGGCAGCGGUGAACCUGCGCAAAGUGGGACAGGCCAUGGCUCUGCUCAAAGGUGAGUUCCCGCAGCUGCAGAGCCGGAUGUGCUCAGUGCUGCGCCUGGAGGUGGAGGUGGUGCGCUUCCUCAAAGAAGAACCUCUGAAAAUGGACUCCAUGUUGUCCCGAAUCAGGAACCUGACGGAGGAACUCAGCCUCGUGCACAGGAGUGUGUCUGAGUCCUUCAUUCAGUCCAAAGACGACCAGGGCUCCCCCAAACCGCUACCCCGCUCCUCCUUCAGAACCCCACAAAACAGCUCCGACUCUGGGGGAGCUCAGACGGGACCAGCCUCUCCAAGUGUGACCCGUAAAAACACAACCUCCACAGAGCAAAACAUGUCUACAAGUACAGAGGAAACGACAAGGAUACCUCCAGAUGGCAGUGUUGGUCCGGACUCAAAGCAGACUAAAGCAGACCAAACCAGGACAGAGCAGGACCAAACCAGGACAGACCAGGACCAGCCUGAGUCCUCACAGUCCCACUUAGACCGGUCUCUCCAGGAUCCCGUCACCUCAAGAGAAAGUCCGAGCCAGGAUCCUCCUCCGGCCUCGGACCAGGACUCUUCACCAGGAGCCGAGCAGGAGAGGUCCACACAGGCUGAAAACACGGAACACAAAGACAACUCAAGUGUCUUCAAACGACCGUACAGACCGUCAACACAAAAUAAGUCCAUCAGAGCCAUCGCGACGUCCCUUCCUCCUCAAAGGUCUGCGGCCAGCUCUAGUCUUACAAAUACAAACUCUGUGGAGGUGAAAGAAGCAGCUGGAGCUCAGGUGGAGCGUGAGAAAGUGCAGGUGACCAAACCUCCACGUCAGCCUCCAGAAGUCAAACCCAAACCCAAAAGUCCAGCUCUCACAGGGAACGUGACCUUCAACCAAUGCCCUAUAUGCACCACCACCACAACUACUGCGACAACUACAACCACUGCAGUAUCAAGCGACAACAAGGAGGAGAACAGCAAUAUGGCAGAGGUCAAAGUUGAUGCAUCUCUUAGAACUACACCAGUGGAGCGUUCACGUGCAGCUCAUGGAGACAACCACAACCAACCAAAACAAACGACAACUCAGAAUUCAGCUGUGCAAAAGCUAGCAUCAAAUCUGCAAACCCUCGUAAAUCACAUCUCCACAGAUAAGACUCAACAAAAUGGUCGAAACGUCAAAAGUUCCAAUACUGUGGAAAAUAAUAUUGUGACUCACACUGAUAGUACAUCCCUGCCUGUGUUACAAAAAUAUGCCACCAAUAUCAUCUCACUGGAGCAGAUAAGCCAAAAAUGCAAUCCAAAAGACAAUUCUGCGACUUCAGACCAAACUUCUACCCAUUUAAUUCAAGAUACAACAAGUCAAAAUAUUAUUUUACGUGAAAAGGGAAACAGUUCUCCAAACAAAAUGGCCGAAGGUAUAAAUUCUAAUGGCUCUGAUGUCGUGUUGAACAACCAGGGAUUUGAGGAUUUCUGGACCGAUUUUUCCCAGGAACCUUUUAUUGUUGUGUGGGAUGAAUCUAUUGAUAUCGAAGCUACUUUUAAUAGACUUUCUACCAUUCUCGAAUGUGAGGAGGAUCUAGCUAAAUCGCGGGAAAGUGUUUUGAACGAAGACGGUAGCCACGCAAAAAUGAGCGCACCGGUGCAGUUCACUUUCCAGGGCGAAGUUAAAGAAGACGCACAGGUUAAAAAGUCAGACAGCAAGAAGAAAUUCAAGCUAAAGUUUCCAAAAAAUAAGCUAGCACAGAUUAGCCGCGCCAUCCGAACAGGUAGUCUCAGAAAAGCUAAGAAGCAAGAUGAAACAGAAGGCAACAAGCAUGCUAACAGGAACAAAAAGAUGCCGUUUUCUUCACUAAGACCUAAAAAACAGGAGAACGAACUUUGUAAAAACGCGGUGGAUUCCAUAGACAGUUUGGAAGCGUCAGUAAAGCAGUUGGAGGUUAGCAUGGAUAGCUUUGGCGUUGCUACAUCUAUGUCGACGGCGAAUGGGGGUUUGGAGAGGUCAGAACACAGCGACAGAACAGCACCUCAGAUCCUAAAGGACGCACAGCCUCCGCAGAGGAAACGGCUCAAACCAGGAAGAGAACAGACUCCUCUCUCCAGGCCCCGCCCCUUCUCUGACCCUCAGGCUCCGCCCACAGACCUGAGUUUGUCUCCACAGAUCUCCAACAGGAAGAGGCCGAGCUCCCACACACACACUGGACAGGUGGGUCCAGUGUCGCCCUGACCCUUGGCUCCUUCAGACGCUCCUUCAGCACUUGCAGCAGCUCCAGUUUGUAUAAACCAGGGCUGUGGAAUAUCAACAGUAUUCUUUAUAUCUGUCACUUUAAAGCACACUGUGUAACUUUUUAUCUUAAUAUCCAUGGAGACAAGCAAGUGGCACCUCCAUACUAGUUUACAGGUCAGAUCUGUGUAGAGGCGACCCCACUCGCUGUAAGAAUGCUUGUUUUUAUGUGCUGUUUUGAAGUCAUAAAACCACUUGUAAUUGAAUAAAUGUAAGAUAGCCUUAUGUGUAAUGCCAUAAAUUGGGACAUUCCAAGCACAGCAAUAUUAUCUUCAUGGAGACAAACUGGUGACGACCCUAUAUUCUAAAAAGUUACACAGUACAGCUUUAAAAACAUUUUGAAAACACGACUAACUCAUGUGUAAUUAUCUAAAGAAGCUCUAUUUCAUCUCAUUUGCACUUCUGCCAAAGACAUCAAGGAUACGUGUUUCAUUUCAAUUGUACAGAAAACGCAGAUAUUUAUUUUUCUAUUGAUACUUUGCAGCUGAUGUCAUCAACAUUCACUGGGGGUGUGAAGCUAACUGGAGGCACUACUCUGUCUGAAUCUGUGUUAGACUUGAAUCUGAGCUUUGUUUUAGCAAAAUCUGAUCAUAAAGAGCUGAUUUAGCUGCAACUACAACCAGUGCGCUAAUUUGUGCUGAUAAACAAGUCUUUCACACAUAAAAUUACAGCCGGAAGCUAGCUAGCAUUAGCCAACAGUUUUUCAGUUAAUCCGAGCGUUCAUGGUCCUGUUUAGGAGUUUGACUUCAACUAAAAAGGUGAGAGUGACUGAGUUUUCAUACAAUGUGUUUGCUAAUGCAUUUUGUCACCAACUGCUGAACAUUCCACCAUAGAUAUACAUGUAGAACACCCCCACUGCAAAGUAUCAAGUACAGACAGUAGAUUUAUUAUGCUCAAUGUUCUUAUAUUUUAAAGCUUUACAAAAACUGUCUUAGACCUUAAGCUCUUUGGCAGUACAGAAGUGUCAUGUGUAAUACUAAAAACUGGUUUCCAAAGACAUAAUAGGGCCUUUUUAUUUUUGUUUACGUCUGUGGUAUAAAUCAAUAUAUUUUUAACCAAAUAAAGUCUCUGAUCUUUCGUCAAACAUGUUCCAAAUGUCUGAACCUCCACAGCAGCUGAAACCCUGUGAGUACCCCUGUACUGUAUGUAAACCAUGUACAUUUGACCCAAUGAAACGCCUAUGCAAACCCACUCUAACUGUGUCAUAUAUGGUCCAUGUACAAAUGUUUAUUGGUCUUGCAUUCGCUUCCAGUCUCCCCCACUCCCCAGACACCCCCUCCAGUGGGGUUUCCGAUGUUUAUCCAGGCCAGAAUGAUUGUGAGUGUAUUCAACCAACCCAUAGUCUGUGUAAAGAAGUGGACUAAGUGAGCGUGACGUCGCCCAAAUGAAGCUCAUCGACGCACAGUUAUAGGGGCCAAUUUGGAGCUGAGUUCUAUAUUUGGAAUUCUGACCACGAGUAUCAUAGCAACCAAAGAGCCAAUCCAGAGUGAGCUUCUUA